Aspergillus chevalieri is the source of this 762-nucleotide messenger RNA. RefSeq lists its product as uncharacterized. The record is from RefSeq and is a predicted model, not a curated record. The transcript has a single exon. Bases 1 to 762 code for a protein of 253 amino acids. NCBI's taxonomy places the organism in Eukaryota, Fungi, Ascomycota, Eurotiomycetes, Eurotiales, Aspergillaceae.
AUGCAAGGGAUCCCAACACUCUACUACGUGAAUGGAUCGAAUUAUACUGCAAUCAAGCCUUACCGAUUCAGCGCCUACUACAAGGAGCUCGAUAGCGCCGAAAUCUCAAUCCCUCAAAAUCUUAAGCUCCUAGCGGGAAAUGUGAGCGCAAUGUCUCAUCACCAGCUCGACAAGAACGCCGGUGUCCAGUGGUUCUGUGACGGCAGCGGAGUAGAAGGAGACUCCGAAAACGACACAGACGACGCAGAGUUCCCCACCAAGACGUGCAGAGAGCAUCUGCAAGUACUCCUACUCUUCCCUGACUGCGCGAAUCCAAAGACCCUGAAGUACGCUUAUUCGGCCAAUCCGGACUGGGUAGACGGCUAUGGCGAAAACCGCUGCCCGAUUGGCAUGUAUCGGAUUCCUCAUUUGCGCUUUUCUAUCCGUUAUGACCUGCGGUCUAUUCUUCCGGACGGUUGGUCUGGGGCACCUCCGCUGAAGCUUUCUUGUGGUGUCUCGUAUUGUAUGCACGGAGACUUCAUCAACGGAUGGCUUCCCAAGGCUGCGGAUAAUAUGGUGAAGGACGCGCCGUCUAAUGAUCGCGAGUACUUCCAUGUCCACGGUCCUAAAGACGAGGACGAUCAGGGCUCGGAGUGUGACGCCCAGGACGCUGACCCCAGCCGCGGAACGAGUGACUACUGGAUGAGUGUGAGGAUGAUGGGCGCGAGUGGGAAUUCGACGAUGUCUUCUCGACAUUCGGCAUAUCAUCGUUUAGGAUUAUAG